AUGCGCAAGAAACGAGGUGUCGGGACCAGCCGAAUCUUGCUCGUGCUCUUGAUCCCACCUACGUUUCACCCCUGGUAUUCGCAACUCGAAAGAUUUGCCAUCAAGCUCGCAAUCCUCCAAAGGCAUCGUCGAUUUCAGCGAGAUGAAGACGCCGUUUGGUGUACACGUCUAAGUCAGGCCAAUAGUAGCCAACUCCUGCAGAUCAAAGGCAGCGGGCACGCCAAGAAUCAAAGAUUUUUCUCGACGCCCGAUGUCCAGAUCACUAUGACACGCUUUCGACGAGGUCACAUACAAUUCUGCGACACAGACGGUGGUGGCGGAGUAUGCGGUGGGCGUUCAUGGCCGAGUAAUCAAUACGAGGUUGCUAUCGAUUAUGUGCUUGCGUACGAGCUGGUAGUCCUGCAUAACUGUGCAGCCGUCAAAUUCUGUGCAGAAGUUACCGAUCCCAGAACUGCGAUUAUACCAGCAGUGAGGUAUGCCAUCCACAACCUCUCCCACUAUCGAGACUUUAUAUCCACUCAAAUGUUCUACAUUGCCCCCAUCCCUCCUUUGAUAAUUUCCUCAGCAUACCUCACACCUCGUUCCUUCACCGACCUCAUCAACCCGACGUUUGCUUCCAUCGAUACCGGCGCGUUCGUCAACUUGCGGGAUUACUCCCGGCUCACGAGUCUGACUAGGCCCGUAAUCAACGAUAUCCCCACACUCGAGUCUCCGAGCCUACCAUCCCAAGCAUCAUCGACGAUCUCACCCCUCUUCACAUAUGCUCCCGCAGGAUCCUCCGCAUACCCAGGCAUGCGCAUCGAUGUCGUAUUUUCCACCGGCUUCACCUUGGAAUGGGUGCAGGAAGAGGACGACGAUGUGUUUCAUGAUGCAGCGAGGAUGUUUGGGGCAGGGGACGGUGAAGAGGAUGCAGGCUGUGAAGGAGAGGGCGGAUCCGGAGGGAGUGAUGCGGUUGACGGGGGAGUUCAACAUAUGUUCAAGUUAACACCGAUCUUGACUUGA
Desarmillaria tabescens is the source of this 1002-nucleotide messenger RNA. RefSeq lists its product as uncharacterized. NCBI's taxonomy places the organism in Eukaryota, Fungi, Basidiomycota, Agaricomycetes, Agaricales, Physalacriaceae. The record is from RefSeq and is a predicted model, not a curated record. The transcript is spliced from 6 exons. Bases 1 to 1002 code for a protein of 333 amino acids.